CAUCAAAGUCCUCACCAAUGCUGAACAGGCCACUUAAUUUACAGGACACAUUUCCAUUCACGUCUACCUCACUGCGCUCUCUGAGACUGGAGCAGGAGUAUCAGGAGUGGCAGAAUGCUCGACGAGCGUUGGCUCAGAGGCGAGCCCUGACCAGGGCCCCACUGCCCCCAGCCCCGAGGCCUCCUCCCAGGCAGCAGCAGCAGCGGCGUCUCCAGGAGGUCCGGGCCCCUCCAGCCCAGGUCCGGUGCAGAGACACGGCUGUCCACAACACCUUCAUGUGCGGAGAUAUGAAAGGAGUGUAUGCUGUGCUGAAGGACCCAGCGAUGGUCAACGCUCUGAUGGAGACGGUGCAUGAGGAGAUGGUGUGGGCUCCAGAGAUGGGCAUGUGGACGCUGAGCUCCAAGGUAAAACAAACCUCAGCAUUACGCCUGGCUGCCAGCAGAGGACACGCAGGAUGUGUGGAGGAGCUGCUGUUUCGUGGAGCCGAGGUGAACGACGACCCUGGAGGCAGCACAGCCCUCCAUGAUGCCUGCGUAGGCGGCCAUGAUGUCUGUGUCAGGCUGCUGCUUUCUCACGGAGCAGAUCCAGAACUGCUGGCUGCAGAUGGCAGCGCUCCUCUUCACCUCUGCACCUCUGCCCAGUCAUUCCAGUGUGCUGAGCUGCUGUUAGAGGGAGGUGCAGAGGUCAACGUGAGGAUGAGGGAGUCAAGGCUCACACCUCUGCACGUGGCAGCUCAGCGAGGCCUGGCGGAGCACGUGGAGCUCUUCCUGAGCCACGGGGCAGAUGUGUUGGCCACAAACCGAGAGGGGGAGACCCCGCUGAAUGCUGCAUGCUCCGCAGCUGAGAGGCCGUCUGAGGCCGGCCGCUACCUCCACGUGAUUCAAAUGCUACUGGACGCAGGAGCCAACCCCAGAACAGCAGGCAGGAAGCAGCACACCCCCCUGCACAACGCCUGCUCCAACUGCUGCUCCAGGAUUGUAGACGUCCUCCUGAAGCACGGUGCAAAGGCUGAUGUUGCAAACUGUGCAGGAUACACACCAAUGGACUGUCUGUUACAGGUGGUGGAAGAUUACCCGGACCAGCAACCUGAAGCAAUAGCACGAGCACUUCUGAACCAUGGAGCCAAACCUGUUCCACCAAAGAUGCUGAAGCAGUGUGUUCCUUCUCCUGCCACUCUGGAGGUGAUGCUGAACUCGUACACGUCUGUGCCUCCCUGUGAAUGGAUGGACUCUCUGUCUGCUGAGAUAUAUGAGGAGCAUCGGUUUGUCUUUGACUUGGUGCGUCAGCGGAGCGGUCAGCCUCGCUCUCUGCAGCAUCUCUGUCGAUGUGCUUUGCGCCUGCACCUUGGAGCCCGGUGUUAUUCAGCAGUCAGUAAACUGGACGUUCCCAGCUCUGUGAGGGAUUAUCUGCUGCUGUGCAACGACAGGGACGCUCCAGUGACUUCGUAUUGUGUACGUGAUCUAACAGAGGAUGGUGCUUUUUCAUAAACACUGUUUGAAAUUUACUGAUAAAAUCCUGUUUCUGUUAUUUAAUUUUUUUUUUUUAAACUAACACUUGUUUUUGAAAACUUUUAACAUUAAAGUAUUUUUAAUGUUACUCUAUUGUUUGGACAAUGAAUAAGUGGGAAAAAAAUACAAUAUUUUUGAGUGGAUGUUCUAGAAGAAAAUACAAAUUAACACAACUUUACCACCUGAUGGAUUAUUAUUAAUUUACAUUUUCUUUUAUUUUCAUUGAAAUGUUGCUUACUUGUUAGUGCAUCAGUAAUAAUGAUUCAAUAUUAUAAUGUACUGAAUAUAUAAAAACUCUGUGUGCAUGAAGGAUUACUUUUAGUACACUGCUGGUAAUACUUGUGCCAUUUAAUUUAGCUUUAAUGUAGGGUUUUUACCUGUAAUUAUGAAUACCCAUUUCUGCUAAUAUGACAAAAAAAAAAAAGAGAUCCUGUGACUUUCUCAAAAAAAUGAGUUGGUUUCUCAUUAUUUUGAGAUACUAAGUCAUUAUUUUUGAAAAACUAAGUCAUUAUUUUGAGAAACGAACUCAUUAGUUUUUGAAAAACUAACUCAUUACUCUGAAAAACUCAUGAUUUUGAGAUACUAACUCAUUGUUUUGAGAAACUAAGUAAUUAUUCUGAGAAA
Lates calcarifer (barramundi perch) is the source of this 2132-nucleotide messenger RNA. It is a transcript of the gene asb16, whose product is annotated as ankyrin repeat and SOCS box containing 16. Gene Ontology annotation, molecular function: protein binding. NCBI's taxonomy places the organism in Eukaryota, Metazoa, Chordata, Actinopteri, Centropomidae. Gene Ontology annotation, biological process: intracellular signal transduction. The record is from RefSeq and is a predicted model, not a curated record. Gene Ontology annotation, cellular component: cytoplasm; nucleus.